AUCUUUUUUUUUAUUGUGGAUGUGCACGUGGGUGGAGUUUCAACUUCUCCAUAUUCAGAAGUUGGGUGGUUGCUUGAAGCCCCCUUUCUCAGCAGUAUAAAAACAGGCCCUCGGUCUCUUUAAGACAAGACAAAUUAACAGUCUGUGCAAAUAAUUGGCUGUAUUACUUCUUUUUGACAUCACUAAAACAUUUAUGGUGUCCUUUGAUGAGCUUCAUGCUUGAGACGAGGCCAGAGGACGAUGAUGGAAUACUUGAGUGACAAGUUCGCCUUGAAAAGUCAAGCGAUUAAAGGCAGCGAUUACUACAUGGACCAGGUCAUGGAGACUUUAGACAAUGUGCAGUACUACAAGGCAUCACCUAAAUGCGUUCAGGCCUUCUCAAUGCAGAGCAAUGAUCACCACAGCACAAUGGACAGGUCUUCUCCAUGUGACAACCAAAACAGCGUGAGUUACUGCGCUCCUAAAACUGAGGACAGCAGCCUGCAUCCGAUGGAGAACUGUUGCAACAUCAGAGCCUCACCGGUCACAACCGGACCAGAGAAACCCGACUUAGACGAGCUCGAAGAGAAAUGCGACAGUAACGUGUCGAGCAGCAAAAAGAGACGCCAUCGCACAACCUUCACGAGUGCUCAACUAGAGGAUCUAGAGAAAGUCUUCCAGAAAACCCAUUAUCCAGAUGUGUAUGUGAGAGAACAGCUGGCCAUGAGAACAGAGCUCACGGAGGCCAGAGUACAGGUAUGGUUCCAGAACAGAAGAGCUAAGUGGAGGAAGAGAGAGAGAUAUGGACAGAUCCAGCAGGCCAAAAGUCACUUUGCAGCGUCAUAUGACAUUUCAAUGGUGCCCCGGACAGACAGUUAUUCACAGAUUCCCAACAACUUGUGGACGGGUCCAACUCCAGGCAGCUCUGUAGUCUCUUCCUGCAUGAUCCCACGAGGUUCCCCUCCCUGUGUGACAUCCCCCUACCCACACUCACCCCGGGCCAGUGAGCACGGUUACGUGGGAUUCCCUAAUCACCAGCAAAACCAAUUUGGAGUUAAUCACGUGUCUCUUAAUAACUUCUUUGCCGAUUCACUUCUGGCUCCUUCACCAAACAGUCAUGCCACGUUUGAAACCAAACCUGAGUUUGAAAGGCGGUCAUCCAGCAUUGCUGUACUGCGAAUGAAGGCUAAGGAACAUACAGCCAACAUAUCUUGGGCUAUGUGAACUCUAAACUCUAUUCUAAUAGUGCAGAUCUGAUGUGUUUUAAAAAGAAUAACAAUACAGCCAUUGUUGUGGGCACCAAACUGACAAAAAAAGACUCCUCUACCUUUUCACAAUGAAUCAGUUGUUGCCCCAAUGACAAACAUACUAUAAUAAGGUGUGAAAGACUUAUUCUCUUACUCUUUUUUUGUAACAAAGAUAUCAGCAAUAAUACUGUAAAUUAAAAAAACAAAGGUAUCAGCAUUAAUUAUAAAAUAGUCUAUUUGGAGUUUUUUGUCCUUUCAAGAAUGACUGUUCACAUAAUUUCAUAAUUUUUGUCUUAGCAUCUCUUGUUGUGAUUAUAAAGAGCACAGUGCUCAGAAGUUUUAUACUCUCAUGACUUACAGAGAUGUUGUGACCGACAUACUAACACUACUGUAUGUCUGUGUGCUUUGCAGCAAAGCUGUAUAACGCUCUUUAGCUGUGGCUGGUGUGCACUGUGCCACAUGCGGAGGAGAAUUUUUUAUUUUAUGUUAAUACAAGUUCAUUAAAAGUUGUUAAAACUAUACUUAAUGUGUUCCGAUUUAUUUAUUUUAGACACCACUCCAUCACAGCCCUUUAAUUGAUGAUCAGAUGAGGUUUGUUGAGUAAUUUCAAAUCAUAGCUGUUUUAAAAAUGUAAUUCAGGACAGAGUAAUCAUUUGAACACCCUGUUGUAACCCACUUGAAUUUGUAAUGUACAUUCCUUUAUUAUUAAUUUGUGAAUUAGAUAUUAGUUUUGGAGAACAUUGUUUUUCAGUGAUCUAAAAUAUGAAGACUCCAAAAAGUGCUAACAAAUGAUAACUGACAAAAUCGU
This is a messenger RNA of Xyrauchen texanus (razorback sucker), 2034 nucleotides long. RefSeq names its product ALX homeobox protein 1-like. Gene Ontology annotation, molecular function: DNA-binding transcription activator activity, RNA polymerase II-specific; RNA polymerase II transcription regulatory region sequence-specific DNA binding. The record is from RefSeq and is a predicted model, not a curated record. The coding region runs from base 241 to 1203 and encodes 320 amino acids. Gene Ontology annotation, biological process: negative regulation of DNA-templated transcription; positive regulation of transcription by RNA polymerase II; embryonic skeletal system morphogenesis. The transcript has 4 exons. Lineage: Eukaryota; Metazoa; Chordata; Actinopteri; Cypriniformes; Catostomidae.